Molecule: messenger RNA, 2441 nt
Organism: Telopea speciosissima
Lineage: Eukaryota; Viridiplantae; Streptophyta; Magnoliopsida; Proteales; Proteaceae
Product: DEAD-box ATP-dependent RNA helicase 53, mitochondrial-like
Exons: 9
Coding region: 119-2173 (684 amino acids)
Molecular function (GO): nucleic acid binding; ATP binding
Source: RefSeq, a predicted model, not a curated record
AAUUCAGUUCUCGGGGGUUCUCUAUCAGUAAACUCCGUUAAAUCUCAUAUCUCUUUGGCUCUUAGGGCCUUUACUGUUACUGUAUUGAGUUUUAGAGAUUACAAACACAUUACACAAGAUGAAUCACCUGUUCAGGAAGUCAGCUUCGAUUGCUUCCUUGGCAUCAAAGCAGACUCGAAUUGCUUUGAUCUCAGUGGGGUCAUUUCGUUUUGCUCCAGAUGCAAUAGCUACUGAAACUAUUAAAGACGCUGUGCUUAGUGGUGGAUUUCUUUCAUCUUCGUGUUGUGAGUUUCGGGCGAAGCUUGGGUUUGGUUUGGGCGUCAGAGAUUUUCAUCUUUCGACUGUUCCGUUGGAAUUUAGAGCUUCAAUAGCUGCAAGAGCGGAGUAUGCGGUUGAUGAUUACUAUGAUGAGGAGAAGUCUUCGGGGACGGUCGGUGGUGAGAACGAGGAGGGGCUUGAGAUUGCGAAGCUGGGGAUUGCUCCUGAGAUUGUUUCUUCUCUCGCAAGGAGAGGAAUCACUAAGCUUUUCCCAAUUCAGAGAGCUGUGUUGGAACCAGCAAUGCAAGGCCGUGACAUGAUUGGCCGGGCUAGAACAGGAACAGGGAAGACUCUCGCUUUUGGGAUUCCCAUUAUGGAUAGAAUAAUUCAGUUCAAUGCUAAGCAUGGUCGUGGGAGAAAUCCUUUGGCCUUGGUAUUGGCUCCAACAAGAGAGCUUGCUCGGCAAGUUGAGAAGGAAUUCCGUGAAUCUGCCCCUAAUUUGGAUACACUUUGUGUUUAUGGAGGUGUGCCAAUAUCGCAGCAAAUGAACACUCUUGAUUAUGGAGUUGAUGUUGUUGUUGGCACACCUGGUCGCAUUAUUGAUCUGCUUAAGAGAGGUGCCUUAGUUUUGUCUGAGGUUCAGUUUGUCAUUCUCGAUGAGGCAGAUCAAAUGCUUGCCGUGGGCUUUGAUGAAGAUGUUGAAGAAAUAUUAAAGACGUUACCUCAGAAGCGUCACAGCAUGAUGUUCUCUGCCACAAUGCCAAGUUGGAUAAGAAAGCUCACCCAAAAGUAUCUAAAUGAUCCAUUAACUAUUGAUCUUGUUGGAGAUUCUGAUCAGAAGUUGGCAGAAGGGAUUACUCUAUAUUCAAUUGCAUCAGACAUGUAUGGGAAGGCAUCAAUUAUUGGUCCUCUGAUAACUGAGCAUGCAAAAGGGGGAAAAUGUAUUGUUUUCACACAAACUAAACGUGAUGCUGAUCGCUUGGCAUAUUCUAUGGGCCGCAGUUUUAGAUGUGAAGCUUUGCAUGGGGAUAUCUCACAAAAUCAGAGGGAAAGGACACUUGCAGGCUUUCGGGAUGGGAGCUUUAAUAUCUUAGUUGCCACCGAUGUGGCUGCCCGUGGACUUGAUAUACCUAAUGUUGAUCUGGUGAUACAUUAUGAGCUUCCAAGUACUUCCGAGAUCUUCGUUCAUAGGUCUGGCCGAACUGGACGUGCUGGAAAGAAGGGAAGUGCUAUUCUGAUUUAUACAGAUCAGCAGCUGCGAGCUGUCAAAAUGAUAGAGCGGGAUGUGGGAUCCAAGUUUACAGAGCUUCCCAGGAUUGCUGUUGAGUCUGGGGACAGGGUUAUGUCUAGUGAGAUGGGUGGUGGUGGUGGUCAGUUUGGCUCUUAUGGAAGUACAGGAAGUGGUCGAUUCAGGGAUUCUGGUUUCAGCCGUCCUGGCGGUUAUGGUGGUUCUGGAUUUGGCCGUUCCGGUAGCUUUGGUGGUCCAUCAUCAGGACGUAUGGGUGGUUAUGGUGAGUCCGGGUCUAGUCGUUUGGGAUCCUUUGGUGGAUCAGGCUCGGGUCAAUCUGGUGGUGGAUUUGGUAGUUAUGGAUCAAGUCGUUCUUGCGAAUUUGGUGGUUCUGGAAUUGGUCGUUCUCGCGAAUUUGGUGGUUCUGGAAUUGGCGGUUCAGGUGGCUUUGGAAACUUUGGUGGUUCAGAUCAUUCCAGUGCUUAUGGUGUGUCAGGUUGCUCCAGUGGUUUUGGGGAUUCUAGUUCUGGUCGUUCAAGUGGUUAUGGGGAUUCUAGCUCGAGUCACUCAAGUGGUUUUGGGAAUUCUGGUUCAAGUCGAUUUGGUGGAUCCAGUUCUAGCUCUUUUGAUGGCUUGAGCGAUGGUAGUCUUGAUGAUGCCAGGAGGUCUGGGAGGACUUCAUUUUAACUUCUUUGGAUAUGACUUUUUGCUGGGACCCAUCCACUGUUGCGUCCUAACCUCCAUCCACCACAUGGCAUUAGGUCAUAUUUCCUCAUUUGAAUUUAUUCUUCUUUUGGUGCAAGUAGUAUAGGUUGUUGCAUUUGAUUUUCUGUGAUCACACUUGACCUGAAUGAAUGACAAUUGGAAAAUGUUGUGAAUAACAUUGAGAAUGUAGGGUUCUUAGAUGGACAUUACUGUGUGUCUAUGAUUUCUGUUUUAAACAACUGAGCUGCAU